Molecule: messenger RNA, 3248 nt
Organism: Cygnus olor (mute swan)
Lineage: Eukaryota; Metazoa; Chordata; Aves; Anseriformes; Anatidae
Gene: WFS1
Product: wolframin ER transmembrane glycoprotein
Exons: 8
Coding region: 547-3171 (874 amino acids)
Biological process (GO): calcium ion homeostasis; endoplasmic reticulum unfolded protein response
Cellular component (GO): endoplasmic reticulum membrane; endoplasmic reticulum
Molecular function (GO): protein binding
Source: RefSeq, a predicted model, not a curated record
GAGGCGCGGCCCAACGACGCUCGGUCCCCACCGCCCUCAGCGCCCCGCGCUGCCAUUUUGGAGCUGCCGAAGCCCUCCCCGGCCGCCCCCCUCAUAGCCACCAGCCCUCAGCAGGCAGCCCCCUCCUAAGCACGGGCAACGCCCGCUGCCGGCACCCUCUUCCCGGCCUCUCCCCUCCCCCGGAACAGCGGGCGGGGAAUGGCGGCGGCGCUGCCCCCUCGCAAGGCGCCGCGGGAAGGGGGCCGCGGCAUGGGGCGGGACGGGGCCGCCCCUUAGGGCCGCCGCCACCGCCCCACUCGGCGCCCAGCAGCAGGCGGAGAAACUUUCCGCCGGCAGUCCCUGCUGCUGCCUUCCCCCCGCAGGGCUCGGGGGAGGACAGCCCGAGCUUCCCUGCCUUCGUCCCUCCCGCUCCCCGCAGGGUUUCUUGGCCUUCUGGGUGAACCCCGGCACCGAGGGAAACUUGGGGAGUCCUUUAUAGGACGGGGAGAGCACGGAGCGGCGUUUGAGAGGGGAGUGCUUUUGGUAGCUCGCUCAGCCCGAGCUAAAAUGAAUUCAGAUCCUGAUCCCCAGUCAAGUCCUCCUCAGCCACAGCAACAUCUUGGAAGGUCCCAGCUGAACGCUGCUGCAGUGGACCACAGCGAGAACAAUCGGAGGUCAGGACCACCCUCAGGAGAUGCUGCAACUUUUCCUUCGGGUUCUGACUAUUCCCAUAGCAGGGAGAAAGCUGAAAAAAAUGAGGCUAUGAAGGAAGAACCUGAAGUGCUCUUUGAGGAACUGCUCGAGAGGGCCAAAGCAGGAGAACCAAAAGCACAAACAGAGGUGGGAAAACACUUCUUGAGAUUAGCGGAAGAGGAGGAUGAAGAACUUAACAAUUGUAGUGCGGUUGACUGGUUCAUCCUUGCUGCUAAGCAAGGUCGAAGGGAGGCCGUCAAAUUGUUACGUAGAUGCCUAGCAGACAGAAGAGGCAUCACUUCUGAGAAUGAGCAAGAAGUGAAAAAAUUAUCAUCAGAGACUGACUUGGAGAGAGCUGUGAGAAAAGCUGCCUUAGUCAUGUAUUGGAAAUUAAAUCCUAAAAAGAAGAAGCAAUUAGCAGUUUCUGAACUACUGGAAAAUGUUGGGCAAGUUGACAACGAAGGUGGUGAGAAGCAGCCCGGCCCAGUCCCAAAGUCAGUGCAGAAGCAGAGGAGGAUGUUGGAGCGAUUAGUGAGCAGUGAAUCUAAAAAAUUUAUUGCUCUGGAUGACUUCGUGGAGAUUACCAAGAAAUAUGCAAAGGGAAUCAUCCCAUCUAACCUGAUUAUGCAGGAAGAGGAAGAUGAUGAACUGGCAGGGAAGACUCCUGAAGAGUUACCCCUGCGACUGAAGGUUGUAAAAUACCCACUUCAUGCCAUUAUGGAAAUUAAAGAAUAUCUGAUAGAUAUGGCAUCAAAGGCAGGAAUGCACUGGUUGUCUACCAUUAUUCCAACACACCAUAUCAAUGCUCUCAUCUUCUUCUUCAUCAUCAGUAAUCUGACAAUUGAUUUUUUUGCCUUCAUUAUUCCAUUAGUCAUAUUCUAUUUGUCCUUCAUUUCUAUGGUUAUUUGCACACUGAAAGUUUUUCAGGACAGUAAGGCCUGGGAAAACUUCCGCACUUUGACUGACUUACUCCUUCGUUUUGAACCAAACCUAGAUGUUGAGCAAGCUGAAGUGAACUUUGGAUGGAAUCACUUAGAGCCAUACAUUUAUUUUUUACUCUCUGUAUUCUUUGUAAUUUUUUCCUUCCCUAUAGCAAGCAAAGACUGUAUACCGUGUUCAGAGUUAGCUACCAUCUCCGUUUUCUUCACAGUGACAAGUUACAUGAGUUUAAGCACAUGUGCAGAACCUUACACACGAAGAGCAUUAAUGACCGAGAUAGCAACUGGUUGCUUAUCCCUAUUGCAAAUAUUACCUGGGAAUUUUGGCUUCUUGAAAUUCUUAGGUAAAACUUUCUUCACGGUUCCUGUAGGCCAUUUCUUUGUGAUAAAUGUAAGUAUCCCAUGCCUUUUGUUCUUGUAUUUGUUCUAUCUUUUCUUUAGAAUGGCACAACUACGGAAUUUUAAAGGCACCUACUGUUACCUGGUCCCAUAUCUAGUCUGCUUUAUGUGGUGUGAACUCUCUGUGGUCAUUCUGCAGGAGUCCUCUGGCAUUGGGCUCAUUCGUGCAUCAAUUGGUUAUUUUCUGUUUCUCUUUGCACUCCCAGUGCUAGGCGUAGGCAUUGCACUGAUGUGUCUUGUCCAUUUCAUUAAGUGGUUUGUGUCUCUAGAGCUUGUGAAAAUCGUAGUGACUCUAGUUUUGUGUGCUGUUCCUCUGCUCUUCCGAUGGUGGACGAAAGUCAACUUCUCUGUAGUUGACAUGGUUAAAUCCCUUACUCGAAGCUCGAUUGUGAAACUCAUUUUGGUGUGGAUUACAGCUGUAGUGUUGUUCUGUUGGUUCUAUGUGUAUCGAUCAGAGGGAAUGAAAGUUUACAACUCCACGUUGACAUGGAAUCAGUAUGCUUUCCUCUGUGGACCCCGAUCGUGGAAGGAGACUAACAUGGCACGUACUCAGAUUUUAUGUAGUCACCUGGAAGGACACAGAGUGACAUGGACUGGGCGGUUCAAGUAUGUGCGUGUUACAGAAAUUGACAAUAGUGCAGAGUCUGCAAUAAAUAUGCUUCCACUUUUUAUCGGUGAUUGGAUGAGAUGCUUGUAUGGUGAAACGUACCCUCUCUGUGACCCCAAAAAUGUCACUAUGGAGGAGGAAGAAUUGUGUCGUCUCAAGUAUUUGACAAAGCAUAACUGCCACAUGAAAAUGUUUGAUCGGUACAAAUUUGAAAUAACUGUGGGUAUGCCUUUCAGCAGCAAAAACGGAACCAAGUCAGUAGAGGAAGAUGACAUAACCAAAGAUAUUGUGCUGAAGGCAAGCAAUGAGUUUAAGAAAGUGUUGUUGAAUUUGAGGCAGGGAAGUAUAAUUGAAUUCAGCACAAUUCUGGAAGGUCGUCUUGGCAGUAAAUGGCCUGUCUUUGAACUGAAAGCAAUCACUUGCUUGAAUUGCAUGUCUAAACUCCUACCUGCAGGGAGGCAUGUGAAAAUAGAGCAUGACUGGAGGAGCACAGUGCAUAAAGCCAUUAAAUUUGCUUUUGAUUUUUUCUUCUUUCCAUUCCUGUCAGCUGCAUAAUGAGGUCAUAUUGGUUCAGUGGUAUCUUCAAUGUACGGUGCAUUUAUACUACCAAAGGUUUGGCUUAAAAAGGAAAA